AUGGUCGAAGAACAAGAAAAACCCUCGCCUCAGGCUUCAACACCAUCUACCCACUCCCACACCUCCGACACCGACUCAAUCCACGAAACCCAAUCUAUCCGCCACGAAAACCAAGCCAACCGUCUCCACCUCGUGCGCAGCUAUGCAUCCGGCUACUCAGGCUUCGCCCCCGAAACCGAAUACGCAGACAUAAACCUCAAACCCACCGCCACAGGAGCAACCCUAGGUUCUGUCGCCACCGCCAACGACCCAAACUUUGAAGUCGACUGGUCAGAAGACGAUCCAGAGAACCCAAGGAAUUGGAGUAUGGCAUACAAGAGUUUGGUGGUGUUUGCAAUGAGUUACGCGACCACUGUCACGGUUUUGUUUUCUACGUCCUACACUGUUACGGUGGGGAAAUUGGAACAGGUGUUUGAUGUAGAUCAUUUGGUUGCUCUUUUGGGACUUACCACCUAUCUGAUUGGUAUGGCUGCUGGAAGUACUGUUCUGGCGCCUCUGUCGGAAAUGUAUGGACGACGCCCUGUGUACAUUUUCUCGACUGCGAUUUUCGUGUUGCUGAUUUUGCCGUGCGCGUUGGCGAGGAAUAUUGAGGCCUUGUUGAUACCCAGAUUCUUUGCUGCGUUUGCGGCGGCGAGUUUAGUGAGCAAUGCGCCUGGAUCUAUUAAUGAUAUUGUGGUGGAAGAGUACAGGGCUCUUGCGUUUAGNACCAACUGGCUGGUCAUGAUUCUCGCUGGUGUGGCAUUUGGGUUUGUGGCUAUUGUCAAGGAGACUUAUGGACCCACUUUACUGCGCAAGAGAGCUGCAAAGCUAAGAAAAGAGACGGGAGAUCCGAGGUGGUGGAGUCGAUUCGACGAGAAACAGGCGUUCUUGCCUUUGCUCAAAGUUAAUUUGAGCAGGCCGUUUGUUUUGAUGGUUACGGAACCGAUUUGUAUCUUUUGGGAUGUUUACGUAGCAAUCGUCUACGGCACCCUCUACCUCUCCUUCGUCGCCUACCCAAUCGUCUUCCAACAACAACGCGGCUGGUCUCCCGGCCUCGGCGGCCUCGCCUUCUGCGGCAUCGGUAUCGGAAACCUUCUCACCAUCGUCCUUGAACCGCUGUGCCGCCGCCUCAUCAACUCGCACAAAAAAGACCCAGAGACUGGAACCAUCCCCCCUNNGGAAGCCAUGGUGUCUGUGAUCUGUAUCGCAGCAGUGAGCUUAGCAGCAGGCGAGCUCUGGUUCGCAUGGACCUGCACACCCAAUGUCCACUGGAUCGUGCCCAUCCUUGCGGGAAUCCCCUUUGGAGCCGGAAACGCCGGUGUUUUUAUCUACAGCAACAAUUACCUGGUGCAUUCGUAUUCAGUCUAUGCAGCUUCUGCACUAGCUGGAAACGCAGUCCUGCGCUCUAUCGUGGGCGCCACGGUACCUCUAGCUGGCUCUGCCAUGUACGCCUCUCUAGGCUCCAAUUGGGCUGGCUGCACUCUGGGACUCAUUGAAAUGGCCUGUGUACCCAUCCCCGUAGUGUUUUAUCUCUACGGCAAGAAAAUCAGAGCCAAGAGUGCUUUGAUCAAAUCCAUGCAAGAAGACAAACGCCGCGCAGACGAGAAAAAGGAAAAGCAUUUAAGGAGAAUGGAGAAAGAAGCGAUCAAAAGAGGUGAUGCGGAAGCUAGUGUUGCCGGACCGGCCAAAACCGGGGCUGCGGUUGCUGAGGAGAGGGAUAUAGAGAAAGGAGCUUGA
This is a messenger RNA of Aureobasidium musti, 1716 nucleotides long. The record is from the annotation of a GenBank genome assembly. NCBI's taxonomy places the organism in Eukaryota, Fungi, Ascomycota, Dothideomycetes, Dothideales, Saccotheciaceae.